This is a messenger RNA of Triticum urartu, 1032 nucleotides long. NCBI's taxonomy places the organism in Eukaryota, Viridiplantae, Streptophyta, Magnoliopsida, Poales, Poaceae. The record is from RefSeq and is a predicted model, not a curated record.
GAAGGCUGAGAAUUGCAGAUUCUCACCGAUAUGUGGGUAGUGCGAGCGAAACUGACAACGGGGGAGCUGGUCCGUCUGGCAGUGGCAGAGUCCACGCAUGCAUUGGCCCGUAGAAUCUCGGCCGUCCACUCCACACCUACCCGAUUCUCCAGUAUCCCCCGUCCUUGCAGCAAGCCUCCGCACAAAACGGCCCGGACCUAUGGCCGCCGCCACCCGCUGACUGGUCUCGCCCCCGAAACCACCGCCGCCUCGCCUUCAACCUCCUCCUGCCGCCGAGCCCACGGACGCCUCCCCGCACCGGAAGGCGCCCCCGAGCCCCGGACCAACGGCAAGCCUUGGCGGUGACAGAGGUGUCGCCGCAGCCGCUGUCCAGUACGGCAUUAUAUAUCUUGCGGCUCACGAACCUCAAAGGAAACCGCGGGGGGCAUGGCCAUGGCCGUGGCGGAGGCGCGUCUCCGGCAGGACAAGGUGAAGAAGUUCGAAGAUUUCGUUGACCGGCGGCUCAAGCCUGACCUUGUGAACGCCAUAGCCCAGCGUGAUAACUUGUUCCAGCAGCAGAAGACUUUCUUGGAUUUGAAGAAGAACAUCGAAAACUUGGAAAAGAAUGGUGUAACGAGCAUGCGAUCCAUGGUCAAUCUUGGCUCAGAGGUGUACAUGCAGGCAGAAGUGCCGGACACGAGGCACAUUUUUGUGGAUAUCGGUCUAGGUUUUCAUGUGGAAUUUACUUGGCAAGAGGCUCUGCAGUUUAUAUCUGUACGAGAAGCAAGGUUGGCCAGACAGAUAGAUGAGUACACACACCUCAUUGCGAGCAUAAAAGCACAGAUCAAGAUGGUGUGUGAAGGUAUCCGUGAACUCCUGCAGUUAGCAGCGGAGUGAGCAUUAGGGUCCCAAUGCCAAGAAUGUAUGCCAAGAACGCAGCUCUCCCAAAUCCCAAUGUUUUUGUUUUAGGGUCCCAAAUCCCAAUGUUGAUCAGGAGGCAUUGUGUAAGUAUAGGUGAAAGAAGUGGCAAAAGAGAAUACUUUGCUUGAUCUA